This is a messenger RNA of Oncorhynchus mykiss (rainbow trout), 484 nucleotides long. Lineage: Eukaryota; Metazoa; Chordata; Actinopteri; Salmoniformes; Salmonidae. The record is from RefSeq and is a predicted model, not a curated record.
AUGUCUAAGGCAGCCGUGAGGAAGCUGCACUGGCACUCCAAGGUCCAGGAUAGCUUCAUCCCCCUGGUUGGUUCCUCGGGGGAUCUGGGCGUGUCAGUGGGCGGUGGAGCCGACUAUGGAGAGUUCCCAUUCGUCACAGCAGCCCCUGGGGGCGGGCUCACUGUGGGCGACGUAAUCCUUGAGAUUGGGGGAACCCCUGUGUUAGGGAUGACACUAGGAGAUGUCCGGGGGGUCCUCCACUCCUGCCUCCAUCCCAUCCGCAUCAAGACCGUCUCACCAGGUGCUGUAAGGCUCAGUGUGGUAACUUACUCCUUGGUCUGGGGACACACUGUGAAUGCUGCUGCUUCCUCUAUCUCUUAAACCGAUUUAACCAAAUUGAGUUAUAGACUUUGUCUGAGGGGGAAUUGUUUUUUUCAUGUCUGUUGCAUAUUCAAACAUCUUAUACAGUACAUGCAUAACAUCAUUGUCAACCUCAACUCCUCCU